Somion occarium is the source of this 2109-nucleotide messenger RNA. The record is from the annotation of a GenBank genome assembly. Lineage: Eukaryota; Fungi; Basidiomycota; Agaricomycetes; Polyporales; Cerrenaceae.
GUCAAUGGAACUAGCAAGUCAGAUGAAUGGCUACCUUACGGGAGUCCGCAGGAGAUGGAUACACGGCAGAUACAGCUGGGCGAGUAUACUUGGUCGACUGUGGACAGUGCUGAUCUUGCGAAUAUGAUCACCGGACCGGGGACAAUGCUGCGUGGUAGAAGUAGCUUCUCAAGCUUCUCAAGGCUCGAUAUCUUCAUCCAUGCCCAUGUUUUUUGGCAAAGUCGACACGUAGAUUUGACCUUCGCAUGCAACUUACCUCGAGCUCGGGGCUCAGGCACAAUGGACACCUCCGUUGCAUCCCCAAGCUUUCGUCUCCCUCCUCACGUAUCGCAACUCCCUCCAGAGUUAUUGACCAAGAUCUUCUUGCACCUAGCCGAUGCAUGUCGACAUCAGGCAAGAGCCAUGGAUUACUAUGAUAGUAGUGGCUAUGGACCAUACGCUUGGCUUCCAGUCACUUGUGUUUGUCACUUUUGGCAUGACGCAGCCCUCCGAUGCCCUUCGUUAUGGGCCUUUAUCGACGUAUCCUAUCCUCUGGAGCAUGUUAAAAUGCUGUUAGCGAGAUCUGGAAAAGUCCCACUCAUCGUGAAACCUACCCAUCGUUCCGAUGAUGCUGGGUCAAAGCAAGUUCAGCCUGAUCAAGUCGUUCUAGCGCUUGUGCUACAGGAGCUACCUCGGAUCGUGAAGCUGGAGGUGGAGAUCAUGGCAUCACUGGGGACAAAGCUAGAAGCGAUGGUUCAACGUCCAGCACCCAUGCUGAGAUCCCUCUGCAUCAAAAAGCUUUCCAUCUUCGAAGACGACCCUUUGAAUGAGCAGAAGAAGCGUUUCGCUCUCCGUUUCGACGUUCCUUUACUUCGUUCCCUCAAAAUAGUCGAUCUCAAAUUCUCAGAAGCAAAGACAUUGUUUCGAUCCUCAUUACGGAAGCUUGUCCUCGAGGCGACCGAGUACCCUCCUUUACGCGAAGUAUUGGACUGCAUACGAGAACUACCUCUUCUAUCAUCCUUAGAGCUUCGCGCUUUCGACUAUUUCUAUGAUAGCGAUACCGACUAUCCAGAGGACUACGAACCUGUUGCUUUGAAUCACUUGCAGUGGCUCCAUAUCAAGGGUUCGCAACACUACUCUCAGUUCCUCGAUAACCUUGAGGUCAGGCCAGGAGUAUCGGUGUUCUUUGAGAUGACGACUGAGGACAUGUUCGUUGAAGUCGAGGACAUCGAUACGAUGACUUACCGUGCUGCAACAUUAUCUGGACUACCAGAUUACGAUGCGGAACUGCCCCCAUCACGUUUGCUGCGAUCUGUGGUUGUCGAGGUCGAGCAGGUGGGUGAAGGCGUAGUAAUGGACAUCCGGGGCUGGGAUGUCGUCUUUCCUCAUGACGUAUUUGCACUGGCAAUCGAAGACCCUAGUUCAUUCCCCCGACCAUUUCUUCACCUCAAUCUCGAAAGUUUCUUCGUAAAUGACGACGUGGAGGCGCUGUCUUAUUUCUGCCGACACAUCGAUUUCGAGGAGCUCCAAGCCUUGAUUUUGGUUUUCAGCAGGCGAAGAGAUGUUGACAAGGGCAUGGGGCACGGAUUAGCAGACAUAUUCGACAGUCCCAGUAUCGGGACACUUAUCGUGCCGGAUUGGCAGGUGGGACAUUUAGCUGCGCUUAUCACAACGGGUGAUUGUGAUGUUUCCAUCCGUUCUCCGGAUGACCCGUUGCCUUCUCGAAUUCCGCCAAUACCCUUCCCGGGUCUCAAAACCCUCGUCACUUACCGUCUACGAUGGACUACUGAUGAUGAUGGCAUCAGGACCUCACGGCUACCACUCGCUACGGCGCUGAAAUAUCGAGCCAAGAACAAUGUUGGGAUAGAGACACUAUUGCUUCACAAUUGUCUAAACAUCGACAGUGAGGAUCUGGGAGAAUCGACAGUAGUUGUUCCUAACUUCGUUUGGGAGGUGUGGGGGGCGUCUAGACGAUGAGACCGAAUACUGUUCCUUGCUCGUCAGAGCAAGGUAGCCACCGGGGAGUUUGCGUGGACAUCCGAUUGCACACUUGUUUGCGCAUGUUUUUGCUUAAGAUAAGAUUAGGUAGACACUUAGCGCUUAAUGCCAAUGUGAGGUUGGGUUGCUGGC